AACAACAAUGCGCAUGCGUUAAAUUUGACAAGAUGUCGGACGACGAAUUUAUGUGCGAUGAUGAUGAAGAAUAUGAUUUGGAAUAUUCAGAAGAGAGCAACUCUGAGCCAGAUGUUGACCUAGAAAACCAGUAUUACAACUCCAAGGCCCUGAAAGAUGACGACCCUAAAGCUGCUCUUGACAAUUUUCAAAAGGUGCUGGAGCUUGAAGGGAAGGACAAGGGGGAAUGGGGAUUCAAGGCCCUCAAACAGAUGAUCAAGAUCAACUUCAAACUGAGCAACUAUGAUGAGAUGAUGAAACGAUACAAGCUGCUUCUCACAUACAUCAAGUCUGCAGUCACCAGAAAUUACUCCGAAAAAUCCAUCAACUCGAUAUUGGACUAUAUCUCUACAUCAAAACAGAUGGAGUUGCUACAGAAUUUCUAUGAGACAACUUUAGAUGCAUUGAAAGAAGCGAAGAAUGAGCGUCUAUGGUUUAAAACUAACACAAAGCUUGGGAAGCUAUACUUUGACAGGGGAGACUUUAACAAGCUUCAGAGAAUCCUCAAACAACUACACCUGUCCUGUCAGACUGAUGAUGGUGAGGAUGACUUGAAGAAGGGAACUCAACUGUUGGAGAUUUACGCCCUCGAGAUUCAGAUGUACACAGAACAGAAAAACAACAAGAAACUCAAGGCGUUAUAUGAACAGUCCCUUCACAUCAAGUCUGCCAUUCCCCACCCACUGAUUAUGGGUGUUAUACGGGAGUGCGGGGGAAAGAUGCACCUCCGAGAGGGAGAGUAUGAAAGAGCCCACACCGACUUCUUUGAGGCCUUCAAAAACUAUGAUGAAUCUGGAUCUCCUAGGCGAACAACAUGCUUGAAGUAUUUAGUUCUGGCAAAUAUGCUUAUGAAGUCUGGCAUCAACCCGUUUGACUCCCAGGAAACCAAACCCUACAAGAACGACCCAGAAAUACUCGCAAUGACCAACCUUGUCAGUUCUUAUCAGAACAAUGAUAUAAAUGAGUUUGAGAAGAUCUUGCGUACAAAUAGGCGAAACAUCAUGGAGGAUCCCUUUAUCCGAGAACAUAUCGAGGACUUGCUACGAAACAUCAGGACGCAAGUUCUCAUAAAACUCAUAAAGCCUUACACAAGAAUCCACAUUCCCUUCAUCUCAAAGGAACUGAAUAUUGAUCCAUCUGAAGUAGAAAAUCUCCUUGUGUCAUGUAUUUUAGACAAUACAAUUGAAGGCCGUAUUGACCAAGUGAACCAUGUAUUGGAGCUUGACCGGGAGGGUCAGCAGUGUGCCCGCUACAACGCCCUCGACAAGUGGACUCUCCAGCUACAUUCACUUCACCAGGCUGUCAUCAAUAAGAUCGCUUGAGACAUGAUGAGUCCAGUUAAGAACACUCCUCAGUGGUCCUUCCUAGGACAAGGCUCACAUCUCUAUUCUGGAACAUUGGUUGAUAUAAAUCUGCCUUUUGUUCUGAUGGAUACUUUCUGUCACAGAGUAGUUAUUUUCACCAAGUAAUGUUGCCCAGACAACAGAUAAGUUACAAAUCCCUCUGAAAUAUACUUAUACAACUUAGCCCCCCAUGAGCCAGGAUAGCAAUGCAUUAAUAAUUAAGUGUUAUUCCUAAGAGAUAUGAUGUUGAGUGAUUCAUUUAAGUGUUAUUCCUAAGAGAUAUGAUGUUGAGUGAUUCAUUUAAGUGCUAUUCCUGAGAGAUAUGAUAUUGAGUGAUUCAUUAAAUCCUUUUCUGAUAUAAUCUUUUAAUAACAAAACUCAUAAAUGCAAUGGUAAUACUAUAGAGUUGACCAUUCAAGAUUAUUUGCAUGGAAUGGUGCUAAAACAACAUGCAUGUAAACAGCCUUGGUUCCUGUAUUCAUUUUUGUCAUGCUCUGCAUUGUAUGAUGAAUGUUAUUGUGAUACUUUUAUUUUGUUGUAUAAUAAAAGCAAAAAGGAUGUCUUAA
Molecule: messenger RNA, 1948 nt
Organism: Mya arenaria
Lineage: Eukaryota; Metazoa; Mollusca; Bivalvia; Myida; Myidae
Product: COP9 signalosome complex subunit 2
Exons: 11
Coding region: 33-1361 (442 amino acids)
Biological process (GO): protein deneddylation
Cellular component (GO): COP9 signalosome
Source: RefSeq, a predicted model, not a curated record